UACAAUAUACGAAAAAUAUACACUAUUAAUAAAUAAAAUAUAUAAGUUUUCACGCGCGGGUAAAAAAACCGUGAAUUUGCUGAAGGGUGCACUUUUUUAUGCACCCUUCUUUUGUUCUCAUGAGAAAGAGGUUUAUACUGUAUAGAUGUGAGACUGGUGAAGGGCUGAGGAUGUUAAACACCCCACUGUGUUCCUGCGUGUUGGUGCCUGCGCGCUCGCUCGGGUUUGGGUGGUCUGGAGGAGUUGCAAUGAACCCAUGAGAGCGAACGCACACACACACAAACACACACACACACACACACGCACAAUUUGUGAACUUGUUGAAGACAUGUCACUGUGCAUCAGGACCGGAUUUUACCGCCAGGAGAUCAACAAAACAGUUUGGGAUGUUCCGGAAAGAUACCGAGAUCUCAUCCAAGUGGGCACCGGCGCGUACGGAACCGUAUGCUCUGCCGUCGACAGGAAGACAGGACUACGCGUUGCGAUCAAGAAACUCCACCGGCCCUUCCAGUCUCGGCUCUUCGCCAAGCGAGCUUACAGAGAACUGCGACUGGUCAAACACAUGAAGCAUGAGAACGUCAUUGGACUGUUGGACGUCUUCACAGCUGAGCUAUCUCUGGACAGGUUUCACGACUUUUAUUUAGUGAUGCCAUUCAUGGGCACUGACCUCGGGAAGCUCAUGAAGAUGGAAAGGUUGUCUGAAGACAGAGUGCAGUUCCUUGUCUAUCAAAUGCUCAGGGGGCUGAAGUAUAUUCAUUCUGCUGGGAUCAUUCACCGAGAUCUGAAACCAGGGAACUUGGCUGUGAAUCAGAACUGUGAGCUGAAGAUUCUGGACUUUGGCUUGGCCAGGCAGGCGGACACGGAGAUGACGGGUUAUGUUGUGACUCGGUGGUACAGAGCACCUGAAGUCAUCCUCAACUGGAUGCACUACUCACAGACGGUUGACAUCUGGUCAGUCGGUUGUAUCAUGGCGGAGAUGCUCCUUGGAAAACCUCUUUUCAAAGGGAAUGAUCAUUUGGACCAGUUGAGAGAAAUUAUGAAAAUCACCGGGACUCCAGGACAGGACUUUAUCGUCAAACUCCAGAGUCAGGAUGCUAAAAACUACAUUCGAAGCCUGGCCAAAGUGCCAAAGAAGGACAUGCACUCGAUUUUCUUGAAAUCCAGCUCAGAUGUGGUGAGAGCCAUUGACAGAAUGCUUGUGUUGGACCCUGACAAGCGUGUGAGCGCAUCGACGGCUCUGGAGCUGCCCAUGUUCUCUGACUUCCGUGAGCCUCAAGAAGAGACGGAAGCUUUGCCCUAUGAUCACUCCGUGGACAAUGCUGACCUGCCUCUGGAGCAGUGGAAACGUCACACAUUUACAGAGAUCCUGUCCUUCAAGCCACCGCUCAUAGAGUUUAGAGACUCCAAAGACACCUCUCUCUAAGUGGAUAUACACUCACAUACACUAUAUGGCUAAGUUUGUGGACACUUAAAACCAUAAAAUAUGUAUGUGCUUUUCUGAACACCACAUUCAGUCCAUUAUUUGCUGUUAUAAUA
Silurus meridionalis is the source of this 1536-nucleotide messenger RNA. RefSeq names its product mitogen-activated protein kinase 12b (gene mapk12b). Gene Ontology annotation, cellular component: nucleus; cytoplasm. Gene Ontology annotation, molecular function: ATP binding; MAP kinase activity. The coding region runs from base 257 to 1423 and encodes 388 amino acids. The transcript is spliced from 12 exons. Gene Ontology annotation, biological process: protein phosphorylation; intracellular signal transduction. The record is from RefSeq and is a predicted model, not a curated record. NCBI's taxonomy places the organism in Eukaryota, Metazoa, Chordata, Actinopteri, Siluriformes, Siluridae.